Messenger RNA from Botrytis cinerea B05.10, 2172 nucleotides. RefSeq lists its product as hypothetical. NCBI's taxonomy places the organism in Eukaryota, Fungi, Ascomycota, Leotiomycetes, Helotiales, Sclerotiniaceae. The record is from RefSeq and is a predicted model, not a curated record. The transcript is spliced from 3 exons. The coding region runs from base 932 to 1987 and encodes 351 amino acids.
GGAGAUACUUCGGAUCGCGAUAGGGCUACGGUUUUCCCAAUGAGGAUUUCCCAGGGGACUCAACCCCACUCACUUCAAACACCGUCGUCAAAACUUCAGACAAUAAACACGAGAUUUUCAAUUUCUUUACUUCCUUUCGUCCAAAAGACCUUGGCACUGGUUUCAACGUUGCCAUCCCACUGCAAAAGCUGGUCUGAUUUUUCCUGCUAAUCUAUUCAAAGCUCAUUGCCGCUCAAAGCCCCAUCUUAACAGUCCUUGCUUGGCAGCGGGUCAGACGUCUUGGAUUCUUCACCUAUCAGGAUAAUAUCUUACUAUUCUUCUAAUUCGUAUACCUUUGGGCAGAAGAUGCGAGGUAGUAUCCUUGGGUUCUGUAUCACAAUCUUCUGCCGAGGCAACGAAGAGUCUUUUGUAUCUAAGUUUGGAGUCAAAGUUGGCUUGCUUUGACUUCCAAGAACUGUCAUCUGAAAAUCUGAUACGGUGAACAUCUGAACAGUAUGAUACAACGAGCGUGCAGGCAUGAUAUGACGAAUCGGGGUUGUUUCUGAAAUCGUUUUCAAUGGGUGGGAAUUGGUUCCUCUUCUUGCUCAGUACUGAGAAAGUAUCGACCUCAGUGACAGGCAGGCAAAAUAUUUCUAAGAUCCACGUUGGCUGCAACAGAUUUUGUAGGAGAAUUGCAUUAUUAUUCAGGAGGCAAGAUGAGCUAUUAUUCAUGACGAACUUGUAUCGUGAAGUUUGCCUGGUACACGGUUCUUAAAAGACAGGAGAAUCUUCCUUUCUACCGUUUGUACAUUUACAUUCCCAUCUCCAGUUUUGUUCGCAGUUCUUUCAUUUUCAUUACACUUUCAAUUCUGUACAGGAUCCGGGCGAUUCUCCUAUAAUCUAACUCUUAUUCAUUCAUUUCUUAGUGCAGGACACCUUCCGUACCUUCAAUAUGUAUACUUCCAUUUUAUUUCAAGCGGCAUUAUUGUCUGUCGCUCAAGCCCACGGUGUUAUCCUUGCUGCUCAAGGUAUUGCAGGAUCACCCGCAAGUGUUGGAUUUAAAGUCGACGAUGCUAUCGCAAGAAAUUGUACCGGCAUCAGCCCUUGUCAACAAGACACAACCAUCAUUCGCGAUUCAGAAAUCGCAGCCAACAUCGUCAAUGAAUGUGGCCGUACAGAACUGAGCGGCAACAUUGAUGUAGGAGAAAACACCGAAAAUGCUCUCUCGGCCAAUGCAGUCACAAAAGUCAAAGCCGGCACACUGAUGACCGUCACCAUUCAUCAAGUCAACGCAGAUGGAGCCGGUCCCUACACCUGUGAUCUCGACCAAACCAGCAAUGCUGGUGUCAUUUCUCAAAAUCUAACCGUCACCAACAACGUACCAGGAGUCAACGGACUAUCCCAAGCCAAAACUCAAGACUUCAACAUCACCGUUAAAAUGCCCGAUAACCUUGCCUGCACUGGUGCCUCCACGGGGAAUGUUUGCACCGUCCGUUGCCGCAAUAAUGCCGUUGCUGGUCCCUUUGGUGGCUGUUUUGCUGUUCAACAAACCGAUGUUGCUGCUACCAGCAACAGCGCUAAUACUAUCUCUACCGCUCAAACACUCAAAGCCAUUGAAGCACAAGUCCAAGAAAACAACGUUGAUCUUCCCGUCGCUGUUGCCGCUAAUCAAGCUGCUGGUUCCGCCGACGGCGUAAAGGGUUUCAGUGGUGCUAAUGCCCUUCUCAGCGCCUCCAUAACAUCCAAAGCAGCCCCCGUUAUGACCCUCUCUGUAGACAAUGUAGGUGUCAACGCAGCUGUCGCAUCCGCAACCACAACUUCGUCCGCAAAGGCAACCGCAACUGCUGCCACCAAAGGAAAUGGCAAAGGAAAUGCAAAUGCGAAGGGCAACGGAAAUGGAAACGGAAAUGGAAAUGGAAGAAAUAAUAAUAAUAAGGCGAGAGGAUCGAGUUUGAAGUGGGCCAGUAGACUAUUUGCAGCUGAUAACUGGGAAGAGCCUUCGAACUAGACUUUGGUGGUGUUAUGUAGUGGAACUUAAGGAGAAGAUGAGAAUAGAUACCGGAGGUGCAUGUCAAGAGAUACCUAUUUCAUGAGAAUGAAAGAUGCUUUUUUUUAAUGUAUAUAAAUAAAUUUAGAGAGAUCACUUUGGAGCAUAUGUAUAUGAUAUGUGUGGAUGAAUGAAUUGCAAGAUUA